AUGGCUAGUAACACGAGUUCGAUAAACGCCGUAGAGGCAUCAACUUGUGGGGUGUGUAUGUCCAAAGUGAACAAAAACGAGAUUUUUAAUCACAAAUGUGUUCAACAUUGGUAUAGUAUAACCAUUGAUACAAAUGCCAAAAUGUUUUAUCCUACUAAUCAAAAAGGGGAAUAUUUGGCAAAAGUGAUAUGUGACAAUCAAGAACAACUUGCUUUAAUUAAUAAUAAACCAAAUAGUCAGUUUUCUUUUAAAGAAGUAAUACGAAUGAACAAGGAAGUAGAAGCUGAGUCUGAUCUACCCACGAAUGAUUGCUAUAUUUCAGAAAAUGAUUCACAACAAUCAUUUUCCACAACAUUAGAUAAAAGUGCAUUGGAAGAAAUGUUGAUUGAAGAAGUAAGAAACAGACCGCCCUUAUACGAUUACAAACUGCCUUUGUCUGCCCGUGGUUGGCACAAAAUUGCAGAGUUAUGGAAAGAGAUUUCUGAUGCUCUUCAUGGUCUUUUGAGUCCUGAAGAUGCUAAAAAGAGAUGGAAAUCGCUUAAAGACACUUACAGUAAAGCAGUGGCUGAAGAGAAAAAACCUAGUGGGUCAGCUAGAUCAUGUUCACAAAAAACGUGGAAACAUUUUGAAGCAAUGUCCUUCUUACGUUCGGUAUCAAGAAGCAGAAACUCUAUUUCUAAUCUGACGGUUCCAAUUAUUGAGUCCAACAGAAAUCUUCUCGAGGAGAACAGUUCAGACAACAUGGAAAAACGUAAAAAUACUGAAGAUGAACCCCCUGCUAAACAUCGGGCUAAAGCUCAUGAUGAUUUAAGUUCAUCAAUUAAUCGUAUAGCUAAAGCAUUUUGUAACAAAGACAAUAAUCCUGUGAUAAACCUGCCAAAGUUGUCAGAAAUAGAUGCAUUAGAUGGUAUGUUUAUAUACAUAAAACAACGAUUGCUCAAACUUAGUCAAGAAAAGCAGAAUAUGCUAUUAAUGAAAUUUCAACAAGAUAUUGCUAAAGAAGAACAAAACCAACGUGGAUAA
Molecule: messenger RNA, 1023 nt
Organism: Temnothorax curvispinosus
Lineage: Eukaryota; Metazoa; Arthropoda; Insecta; Hymenoptera; Formicidae
Exons: 6
Coding region: 1-1023 (340 amino acids)
Biological process (GO): regulation of transcription by RNA polymerase II
Cellular component (GO): transcription regulator complex; nucleus
Source: RefSeq, a predicted model, not a curated record